Gryllus bimaculatus (two-spotted cricket) is the source of this 4109-nucleotide messenger RNA. Lineage: Eukaryota; Metazoa; Arthropoda; Insecta; Orthoptera; Gryllidae. The record is from the annotation of a GenBank genome assembly.
AAUGUUGGUAUUACUUGUUGCAUCAUAUUGACGAAGGUUUGACUUGAGAAAGCUGUGUGCGGUUAACAAUCGCGCGUGUUGUUUAUAACAAUGUAAAAAUUGUCUUGCCAAUGACAUUUACAGGUGUUCCAGUAGGAUUUGAUACAAUUUUCUGUUUUGCUGAAUAACAAUGCAUUGACAUGCAAUUUCAAUAUUAACUACAAUCAUGGAAGAAGCAGGACCAUCUCAGAGUCCUACUGAGAAAACUGCUAUUAAAACAAAUCAUUUCACUCAAGAUCUUUCAGACAUACCUUCAGAUUCACAAUACUUUGUUGCUCUGCUAGCAUUUCUGGGAUUUUGCAAUAUAUAUGCCUUGCGUGCGAAUCUGAGCGUAGCUAUUGUUGCAAUGACACAGAACAAGACUGUCAAUGGAACUGUACUCUAUAAUACAGAAUUUCCUUGGGAUGCUGAAUUAAGAGGUCUAGUUCUUAGUUCAUUUUUUUAUGGAUAUAUAGUCACACAAAUUCCAGGAGGCUGGUUAGCAACACAAAUGGGUGGCAAAAGACUAUUUGGAAUUGGAGUUGGUGUAACAGCAUUUAUAACUUUAAUUACUCCUCUUCUAGCUAAAGCAAGCAUUUAUCUACUGAUUCUUGGGAGAGUAUUUGAAGGUUUGUUUGAGGGUAUUACUUAUCCAUCUAUUCAUGCAGUAUGGAACCAGUGGGCCCCACCACUUGAGCGAAGUCGGUUAGCAACUAUUGCAUUUUCUGGUAGUUACUUUGGUACUGUUGUUGCUCUUCCACUUUCUGCAUUUUUAGCUCAGCAUGUAGGUUGGGAAUCAAUCUUUUAUGUUUUUGGUGUUAUUGCUCUAUGUUGGUGUAUGGCUUGGUGGAUGUUUGUAACUGAGACCCCUCAAUCUGACAGAAGAAUUACAGAUUAUGAGAUGGAAUAUAUCAGGUCUUCUAUUGGUGCAUCAGCCAACCAUGUUAAGGUGAAUGUAGAUCCACCAUGGAAACGGUUUUUUACUUCCCUUCCUGUGUGGGCUAUUAUGAUUGCCCAUUUCAGUGAAAAUUGGGGUUUCUAUACAUUGCUGACAGAAUUGCCAACUUUCAUGAAAGACAUACUUCACUUUGAUUUGCUACAAGUUGGAUGGUUAUCGGCCCUGCCAUACCUGGUGAUGGGUAUAGUUGUGCAGAUUGGAGGAUUUGUUGCAGACUGGUUGCGAUCCAAUGGUCACUUGACCACUACUCAGAUGCUGAAUCAUAAUACUAAUAAGAAAGGUGUUUUCCAGGUGCGAAAAUUAUGCAACUGUGGAGCAUUUUCUUGCCAGACUCUCUUUCUUGUGGCCGCAGCUCAUUCUUCAACACCAGCUGCCGCUAUAUCAUGUCUGACUGUUGCUGUUGGUUUUGGGGGAUUUGCUUGGGCUGGAUUUAGUGUCAAUCAUUUGGAUCUUGCUCCUCAGUUUGCAAGUAUAUUAAUGGGCCUGUCUAAUACUGUAGCAACACUUCCUGGAAUGAUUAGCCCUUUGUUGACAGAACAUCUAGUUCAACACAAAGCACUUCGUGAAUGGCAGGGUGUGUUCUAUAUUGCUGGUGGAAUAUACCUUGCAGGAGCAGUUUUCUACGGCCUCUUUGCUUCUGGAGAACGACAGAAGUGGGCCGAUAUUCCUGAUUCUUAUAUGCUUUGUAGAGAUGACCACUCACAUGCCUCCACUGAGGAUAUGCCAUUUGGUACAGGGUCAUGUGAGUAAUGUUAGUUUUUAAGAAAAAUAUAUGUUUCCAAUUUACUACAUAAUGUUGUGAUUAUGUGAUGUGUCUUGCAAUUCAGUUGUCAUUGCAGCAAGUAAAAAACUAGUAAUAAUAUUAAAUAUGUUCUUGCCUACUGAUAACUGGAUACUAUUUCUUCUUUUGAAGUAUGUGAUAAUGUAAUGAUCUGAAGCCCUUUGACAUUUUUUGACUAAUUGAGAUUGACUUCCGCUAGUGAACAAAAGCAAAAAAAAUAUCUUAACUGCAUGAUCAUGAUAACACUUGAAUGUUAUGUUAACAUUUCCUCUUACCAUUGUGCAUAUUUUGGAAAAAUGGUUCAUAGACUUUUCUGUAUCAGUAGUGUUUAUAUCAUCUUGUUGAAAAUCUUGAAGUAGAAGUUAAAAAAUACUUCUAUCAGCAAUGUAAGAGUUAAGGUACAUAAGACUGUAGAGAUCUCACUGUGUGGGAUGUGAGAUGAGAGGUGUCUUGCUUCCUUCCAUCUCAUUCAUGUAUAAACAGAACAAAAUGAUCAGUGUCAGCCCUUGAACUACAGAUUACAACUCAAAACACAUUUGUCUAAUUUUAUGGCUCUCUUGUAUUCUGAAUGUGUGAUUCAGUACAAAAUAAUCUUUCAGCUGUAUAAAGAUCUUGCUCGUUCAUUGCUUCUGCUACACAAUGCCUCAUACACCACCUAUGUUUUUCAGAAGUUGUAAUAACCACCAUCCGCUGCGAGUCUGCCAACCCUCUGAGUACAGACUGCCUAACCAUGGGUGGCUUUUGUUUCCCUGAAUUUAGCUCAGAUCUAUAAGUGUCUGGGGCAGGGCAAGUUUUGUUUUGUUUUUAUUGUUUUCUUCCUCUCUAUUGUAUUGCCCUGUAUCAUUUUCAUUCAAAUAUUUUACAUGAUUUUUAUUUAUUUAAGAAUAUCUAAAAUAUUUUAUUAUUUUUUUGCAUUAUUAACAGAAAUAUUGAUAUUUAUAUAUAUAUAUAUAUAUUAGUAUAUAUAUAUAUAUAUUAAAUAUAUAUAUAUUUAUGAAAAGCUUUGUCUGCUGGUGCCUAAAUUGUAAAAUUUGGGUAGGAGUUUCUUUCUACUUCAUAUAUGUCCUUAAAUGUACAUCUUAUAAGUGAUUAUUUAAUAAGAAGUAAAUUUCACAUCAAAUCACCCCUAGACUUCAAUGGCAAUUUAUGCUCCAACUUGAAAAGAAUUAAUAUGUGGGAUCGAGACAACUGAAGCAAUUUUCUAUUCAAACUAAGCUAAUCCACUCGUGACCCAAAAUUUACGUUUUUGGCAGUUUUGGUUCAAUUUAGUCCUUUAUACUUCAUUAAUAUUUUCAUUCAGUUAUCCCAUAAAGUGUAAAUUCAUUAAUAGCCUGUUUUUUUCAUUUAACAAACAAAAUGCGACCAAAAAAGAUGCUUAAUAAUCAUUUUUGACAAAUUGAAUGAGCUUGUUUUUGAAGGAAGAUGCCCUCAAAUGUAUGUAUUAUUCUCAAUUUUGAAAUUUCAAAAGACUGCUUUCUUAUAAAUUUAAUUUCAAAAUCUCUUCGUGCACAUCUAAUCCUUCCAAAUUAUUUUUUAAUUUCAUAGAAUAGCAUAUGUCUCCCUGACAAUUUCAUGUCUAGUCGUUGUUGUCUUCUUGGCAGGCCACAUGAAUCUUGGCGCGUGGUGUAUAAAAGAAUGUUCUUAUUCACAGUAAUGUCAUUAAAUGUUACAUAUGUAGAAUUAUUUAUUUUUUUAUUAUAUGUAAUGCUAUUAUGAUUCUGUGUCACAUUCCAUUAUGAGUUUACCUGGAAUUAGUUGUACUCAUGUAUUUUCUUGAAAAUCAAUUAAAUUUCUUUCAUUGUUAGCAUGAAAUAAGUUUGAGACCACAAAAGAUUAACUUCUUAGAAGAUAAUGAACAUGUACUGAAAAAUUAUUUACAAAAUAAAUUAUGAAUUACAGUAGUCCUUGCAACUUUUUUCUGUAACAUUAGGAAGUUUGUUGAAACAUGUCAAUGCAUCAACAUUAUUCUUUUUAUUCAGUUACUGAUCUGAUAGAUUGCCAAUAUAUUAUAUUAAGUGUAACUAAAGAUUAAGCAUUAGUAUGUCUAUAAUAAUGAAAAAUUUUAUUUUUUCUCUUAAAUCGUACAUAAUUCCACAGCAAGAAGUGCAGUACAAUCAUUUCUUGCUUUUAGAGAAUUGUAUUGUAUUUAAGUCAAUAGCUUUUUGGUAUACUUUUAUACUUUUUUUCAAACUAACAUAUCAGGGCAACUCGGACUGUCAGGGGCCAAUUCAUAGAUUGUUGAAAUGUCUCGACUGUGCAUGGUACAUAUCGUAUUGCUGUGAUUGUAUUGUGUGUGUGUGUGUUUUUUAUUAAUUAAUAUACCCCUUUUUGAAGAUAUUCUACAUUUCACUU